Messenger RNA from Parasteatoda tepidariorum (common house spider), 10027 nucleotides. RefSeq lists its product as uncharacterized. Gene Ontology annotation, cellular component: membrane. The record is from RefSeq and is a predicted model, not a curated record. Gene Ontology annotation, biological process: cell differentiation; multicellular organism development; Notch signaling pathway. Gene Ontology annotation, molecular function: protein binding; calcium ion binding. NCBI's taxonomy places the organism in Eukaryota, Metazoa, Arthropoda, Arachnida, Araneae, Theridiidae.
UGUUAAUUCACCUCUCUUUCCCCCCUAUUCCAUCUCAACGAGCCGUGAGCAAGAACUGUCUAAUGUUGUUCUCAAAACAGGCUGGAAUCGAGGAAAGUGGUUGUGUGCAUGGAAAACGAGCAACAAGUUGAAAAGGCAACAGGUCCCUUUUCUAACAAAAAAUAGCUUGGAUUGUGAGAUUUUAAACGUGAAUAUUUAGGAUUUUUAUGUGUGUCUUUGUGAGUGUGAGUCAAUCUGUGGAUUACAAAUUGGAUAUAUCGAUGUGAUCAAUUUCUGGGAUUAAGAUUUUGUUGAGGAGCGAGGAUGCCUUGGCGGUUUUAUCAACUAGGCUGGCUGAUACAAUUGACCGUCUUGGCGGCUGCCUUCCUUCAAGUGCAGCCUUUAAGAGGCAAAGUGUCUUGCAAUUCCAAUCCUUGCGAGCAUGGUGCAUCCUGUGUCUCCAACCCCAGAGGGGAAUCCUACUGCAAUUGUCCACCAAUGUACGUCGGAGAAUUUUGCCAGCACAUGAAUCCCUGCCAUACCGGACCCGGACCACGAUGUCAGAAUGGUGGUACUUGCAAGGUGGAAAUGAGCGUUACGAACGGACCAACGAUAUCGUGUGAUUGCCCACUGGGCUACACGGCGUCCCUCUGUGAAAUUGCCAUUCCAAAUAGCUGUGACAGCCAACCCUGUAUGAACGGCGGAACUUGCAAUCUAGUCUCACUUACCAAUUACAAUUGUUCCUGCGCCGCCGGAUACAGAGGUGAUCAUUGCCAAUUACCCGAUCACUGCUCCCCGCAGCCAUGUAAAAACUCAGCUACUUGCCAGUCCUUGGAGGAUACUUAUCGAUGUACUUGUUUUCGUGGAUACACAGGAACUAAUUGCACAUCUGAUAUCAAUGAGUGCGAGAAAAAUCCCUGUGUUCAUGGAAUGUGUGUAAAUACCGUCGGUUCUUAUAGGUGUAACUGUCAGCCCGGGUACACUGGACACAACUGUGAUCAUCAAUACAUUCCCUGUGAUCCUAGUCCUUGUAAAAAUGGUGGGACUUGUCGGUAUAUGGGAAAUCUGAGUUACAGAUGCUCAUGCCCUCCUGGCUUUACUGGACCAAACUGCGAAGUUAACAUCGAUGAUUGUCCUGGAAAUCUUUGCCAAAAUGGUGCAACCUGUAUUGACGGUGUUAAUUCUUACACUUGCCAUUGUCCACCUGCAUAUACAGGAGCAUAUUGCGCAAAAGAUGUGGACGAGUGCGCUGUACGACCUAGUGUCUGUAAGAACGGGGCUACUUGCACAAAUACCGUUGGUGGCUAUACUUGUAUUUGUGUUAAUGGCUGGACUGGACAUGAUUGUUCUGAAAACAUCGAUGACUGUGCCGUUGCUGCUUGCUUCAACGGUGCCACUUGCCAUGACAGAGUAGGCUCCUUUUAUUGCCAAUGCGCUCCCGGUAAAACAGGUCUUCUAUGCCACUUGGAUGAUGCUUGUGCCAGCAAUCCUUGCCAUGCAGGAGCAAUGUGCGAUACCAGUCCGAUUGAUGGUACUUAUAUUUGUUCUUGCCCUAAUGGAUUCAAGGGAACAGAUUGCACGGAAGACGUUGAUGAAUGUGACGAAGGAUAUCCAUGCGAACAUGGCGGCAAAUGCGUCAAUAUUCCGGGUUCUUUUAGUUGCAAUUGUACCAAAGGAUUUACAGGUCCCAGAUGUGAAAUCAACAUCAAUGAAUGCGACUCGAAUCCUUGUCAGAAUGAAGGCACUUGUUUGGAUGAGCGAGGAGGAUUUCGCUGUGUUUGCAUGCCAGGUUUUGCGGGAAUAUUUUGUGAGGAAGACAUUGAUGAGUGUGCACCAAGACCUUGCCUAAAUGGUGGAAUAUGUACUGAUUUGAUCAAUGGCUAUAAAUGUCUCUGCCCAAUUGGAUUCUCAGGAAAGAAGUGUGAAAUGAAUGAAGAUGAUUGCAUGAGCCAUCCUUGCCAAAAUGGUGCCAAAUGCAUUGAUGCUAUUGCCAGUUACAACUGCCAGUGUCCACCAGGCUUUUCUGGCACCAACUGUGAAAUAAACAUCAAUGAUUGCCUUUCCUCACCUUGCCAUCACGGUGAAUGUGUCGAUAGUAUCAAUUCAUUCCAUUGUAAUUGCCAUAGAGGUUUCACUGGUAAACUUUGUCAAAAGCAAAUUAAUGAAUGCUUAAGUAACCCAUGUCAACAUGGGGGAAUAUGUCAAGAUCUAAUAAAUGCUUACCAAUGUAAAUGCCUCCCUGGUACAUCAGGAAUUAAUUGUGAAUACAAUGUUAAUGAAUGUUCAAGCAAUCCUUGCCGUAACGGAGCUACUUGUAAAGAUGGUAUUAAUUCCUAUACCUGUCAGUGUAGAGCUGGAUUUACUGGUAUCCAUUGUGAAAAGAAUAUUGAUGACUGCAGAAACAACCCAUGUGCAAAUGGUGGUAUUUGCACUGAUCUAAUAGAUGGCUAUCGUUGCGAAUGUCCAAGGGGGUAUUAUGGUGCCAGAUGCUUAUCUGAUAUCAAUGAAUGUGCUAGCAAUCCUUGUUGGCAUGGAGCUACUUGUGAAGAUGAAAUCGAUCGUUUCAUAUGUCACUGUCCUGCAGGCUAUGGUGGACAUCGCUGUGAAAUUGACAUUGAUGAAUGUCAGUCAAACCCGUGUCAACAUGGAGGUAGCUGCAGAGAUUCUCUUGCUAGUUACAGCUGUACUUGUUUGCCAGGUUACGCUGGUAGAAACUGUGAAAUAAAUAUUGAUGAUUGUGCUAUGGAACCAUGUAUCAAUGGUGGGUCAUGCAUAGAUCUUGUAAAUGCUUUUCAGUGUGUUUGUGAAGUUCCUUAUACCGGCACCAAUUGUGAAGUGGAACUAGAUCCAUGCAGUCCUAACAAAUGUAAGAAUGAAGCCAGGUGCAUGCCAUCCUCUAACUAUCAGGAUUUUGCCUGUAGCUGUAGUAUUGGUUAUACAGGUCGUUUGUGUGAUGAAGAUAUUGAUGAGUGUGCAGUUUCUUCUCCUUGCCGAAAUGGUGCAACUUGUAUCAAUUCCAAUGGUUCUUACUCUUGCUCAUGUGCAAAAGGUUUUGAAGGAAGACACUGUUUGAUAAACACAGAUGACUGUGCACUAUCUCCUUGCCAAAAUGGUGGAACUUGCUUGGAUGGAAUUGGAGAAUACUCUUGCCUUUGUGUUGAUGGCUUUGGAGGUGAUCAUUGUGAAACUGACAUCAAUGAGUGUGCUAACAACCCAUGCAAAAAUGGGGCGACCUGCAACGAUUAUGUCAAUAGUUACACUUGCACAUGUCCUUUAGGAUUCAGUGGUACAAAUUGUCAAACCAAUGAUGAAGAUUGUAACUUAAGCUCUUGUGUUAAUGGUGGUACUUGUGUCGAUGGCAUCAAUAAUUAUACUUGUCGAUGUGCACCUGGUUACACUGGAAGUAACUGCCAAUAUCAUAUCAAUGAAUGUGAUUCAAAACCUUGUCGUCAUGCCUCCACAUGUGUUGAUCUUGUUGGUGACUACACUUGCCAUUGUCAGUUUGGAUAUACGGGGCGUCAGUGCGAAAACUUUGUUGAUUGGUGCAGUAAAAGCCCUUGUUUGAAUGGUGCAACUUGUAAACAAGUGAAUAAUACCUAUGCUUGUACUUGCAAACCUGGAUGGACUGGUCUUCUUUGUGAUGUUAGUAUGGUCUCGUGUAACGAUGCUGCUCUUCAGAAAGAAAUUGAUGUAAAAGACUUGUGUCAGAAUGGUGGUAGAUGUGAAAAUCAUGGUAAUAGUCACAGGUGUAUAUGUCUUCAUGGAUUUGAGGGUAGCUAUUGUCAACAUGACAUCAAUGAAUGUGCAUCUCAACCAUGUCAAAAUGGUGGAACAUGUAACGAUCUUGUUGGCCGAUAUUCUUGCACGUGUGCCCCUGGUUUUCAAGGCCGAAAUUGUGAGCACAAUAUCGAUGACUGCGUACCAAAUCCUUGUCGUAAUGGUGGAACUUGCCAUGACUUAGUAAAUAAGUUUGUUUGCUCCUGUCCUCAUGGAACUCAAGGUGUGCUUUGUGAAAUUAAUGUGAAUGAAUGUUUUGAUGGAGCAUGUCAUCAUGGGGGAACGUGCAUUGAUAAAGUUGGAAACUAUGAAUGCCAAUGUCCAUCUGGAUUUGUUGGCCCUAGAUGUGAAGGUGAUGUUAAUGAAUGUUUGUCAAAUCCAUGCUAUGUGUCUGGUACACAAGACUGUGUUCAGUUGGUGAAUAACUACAGGUGUGAUUGUAAAUCUGGUUACAUGGGUCGACACUGUGAGCUGAAAGUUGACUUCUGCUCCACAAAUCCAUGUUUGAAUGGAGGAUUCUGUACUGGUACUGGACAAGGAUAUUUAUGCAUUUGUCCUGAAGGUUUACAUGGGGAGACGUGUGCAUAUGCUAAUACAUCAUGCAUUGCUAAUCCAUGUAAGAAUGGUGGACAGUGUAGAGUGCGAAAGAAUAGUUACACUUGUGUGUGCCCAAAUGGUGCAGGAGGUAGCAACUGUGAAAUUGAUACAUACAAUGAGUGUCUUUCAUCUCCAUGCAUGAAUGGCGGAACUUGUCAUAAUAGAAUUGGUAAAUAUGAAUGUGAAUGCCCUCCAAAUUGGAACGGUGCUCGUUGCAGUGUCUUUGAUUCUUCUUUUAAUGGAGGAAUUGGAUUAUAUCUGAAACCUGUUACAAUUAUGAGAGCUAAUGACAUUGAUCCUGUGGAUUUAUGCGAGUUGAAUGAGUGCUAUAAGAAAUCAGGAAACAGAAAAUGCAAUGAAGAAUGCAAUUCCAGAGAAUGUAAUUAUGAUGGGGGUGACUGCUCUUUGGGAAUGAAUCCUUGGAGGAAUUGUACUGCUCCCAUUAACUGCUGGGAUGUGUUUAGAAAUGAUGAGUGUAACAUUGAAUGUAAUAAUAUUGACUGUCUUUUUGAUGGUUUUGAUUGUGAACAAAAGCUUCUUCCAUGCAAUGAACAUUAUGACACCUAUUGUCUUAAGAACUAUGCUAAUGGGUAUUGUGAUUAUGGAUGUAAUAAUGAAGAGUGUAACUGGGAUGGUUUGGAUUGCGAGUCGGAGGCACCAAUGCUUGCUGAUGGUUCACUGGUUACAAUUGUUCUAAUGGAACCUGAGGUUUUCAUGAAUAACUCUGUAUCCUUCUUGCGAGAGAUUGGCCAUGCAUUAAGGACAAUUGUCCGUAUAAAAAAGGACGAAUAUGGAAAUCCUAUGGUUUAUCGCUGGCAAGCAAAAGAUAUUGCUGUCAGUCACCAUCACAAGAAGCAUCCAAAAACUGGAACUAAAGUUGUGAUGGAAAUUGACAACAGAAGGUGUACCAAAACUGCAGCAGCUGAAUGUUUUCAAUCAUCAACCAAAGCUGCAAAUUUUUUGAAGGCGACUCAAGCCCGUCAAGCAUUUGCUUUUCAAUUUGAAGACAUUUCUGGAGAAGACUCUGACUCGACAGUUGCUGUUAAGAUAAGUAGGCCUUAUAUGGUUUACUAUGUUGGCAUAGCUGUUGUGAUCUGCCUCAUAGGCCUCUUGAUGGGAGUUCUAAUUAGUAGGCGCAAAAAAGUGAGAGGUAUCACUUGGUUUCCUGAGGGAUUUUUUAGAACGAGUGGAAGUCAACAACGAAGUUCACAUCGUCGAGGACCAGAUGGGCAAGAGAUGAGAAAUUUAAACAAGUUGGCAUCAUCAAAUAGAGUAGAUAUCAGCAUGAAUGGAAACGUGUGUCCACCACCAGUUCCUUCUCUCCCUUCUGAUCAAUGGAGUGAUGAUGAUGCUCUGGAUCACCCUCCCAUGAAAAGACUAAAAAGUGACAAAUCUCAAGACGACAGUUUUGGUGACAGCCAAAGUUCUCUUGCUCCUCCUGAAUACGAUGAAAGCGAUUCUCGAAAGUGGACUCAACAACACUUGGAUGCUGCUGAUAUCAGAAACCCUGACAUAUUAGCCUUAACACCACCUCAAGGAGAGAAUGACAUGGAUCAUGGUUGUAUUGACGUGAAUGUUAGAGGUCCUGGUGGAUUAACACCCUUAAUGUGUACAACUCAUAGAAAAGAUGGCUAUGAUAAUGAAAGUACUUCUGAUGAGGAUGGAUCCAGAGGAAAUACGAUACAAGAUUUAAUUAACCAAGGAGCAGAUGUAAAUGCAGUCACAGAAAAAAGCAGGGAAACAGCUCUUCACUUGGCAGCUAGGAACUCAAGAGCAGAUGCUGCCAAGAGUUUGGUGGAUAAUGGUGCUGAUGUGAAUGCUCCAGAUAUAACUGGCCGUACCCCUUUGCAUGCAGCAGUAGCUGCCGAUGCUCAAGGUGUCUUUCAGAUUUUGGCAAGGAAUCGAGCUACUGAUUUAAAUGCAAAGAUGAACGAUGGCACAACUCCUUUAAUACUUGCAACACGCCUUGCAAUAGAGAAUAUGGUUCAGUUAUUGUUGGAUGCUGAAUGCGAUGUCAAUGCUUCUGAUACCUAUGGUAAAACAGCUUUACAUUGGGCAGCUGCUGUGAAUAAUGUUGAUGCAGUACAUUUACUUAUUUCCCAUGGUGCAAAUAAGGAUGCACAAGAUGAGAAAGAAGAAACUCCUCUUUUUCUAGCUGCAAGAGAAGGAAGCUUGGAAGCAGCUCGAAUACUGCUUGAACAUUUUGCGAAUAAGGAAAUAACAGACCACAUGGACAGGUUACCAAUCCAUAUUGCAAGGGAGCGUUCUCAUAAUGACAUUGUACAGUUGCUUGAAGGCUCUAUCCCUUCUACAGCUCAUUUGACCAACCGACAAUUCAAAGAGGGUUCUCCACUGUUUUUACUUGGUAUGCAUGGAUCCACCAAAUCCAAAACGAAAAGAAAGAACAAGUUGUGCAAUGACUCUUCAGCUCUCAGGGACAACAGUGAUUCUACAGUUAAUGCCAACCUUAGACGAAAGCCAUCUGUAAAACGACGCAAAGAUAUCUCUCACAUGGGUCUUCCAGGCAUGGAUGGUUCACCUUCGCUUUCUCCGAAUUCUCUCACAUCCCCUACUGCUCUCACCCAAGGUGGCAUGGACAGUUCAGAACCAAUUUACACACAACUGACCAAUGCAGGCAAUCAUCAAGUACCUUCUUAUGACCAUUUGUCUUCGUUUAGGGAAGGAUAUGGUGAUUUGAAUAAUAUUUUAAGUUAUGUCACUUCUCGACCAUCUUAUACAGAUCAGUGUCCACCUAACGUACCCGCUCGUCAUGUGAGGCACAAUUCCGUGCCAGCUAAAAAUCCUGUGCCACCUCCUCGACCUUUCAGAUCAGUGUCUCCUAGUAAGCAGCGUCCUGGUUUGCUUACAUCACCCACACAUAUGGCAGCUAUGAGGACUGCACAUCAUCAGCGAACUACUAAGUUUCAUACCCAGGGUGGGGGCAACUUGACUUAUGAUUAUCCUAAACCAUCUGCAGAUUUGCAGAGUACUGGAAACAAUUUAGCACCACCUCUGUAUCCUCAGAUAUAUACUUAUCCCACACCCCCAUCUCAACACAGCUCUAAUGGUGGUGAAUCAACGCCACUUUAUCAUCAUCCUCCAGAGACUUAUUUAACUCCGUCCCCAGAAUCUCCUGGGCAAUGGUCCAGCUCUUCACCCCACUCUGCCUCUGAUUGGUCAGAGAGUAUAGCCAGUCCUACUGGGCACAAUGUUCAUCUCCAACAGCACACUGUAGAACAUUUACAGCAUAAAAAAACUACUAAUGCCAGGCCUACGCCCAUUGUGCAAUCUCCUGACGCUGUGUUCAUUUAAGAUACUUUUUUAAAAAUGUAAAUUAUCUGUUUUCCAAGUGCCUGGAUAUGCUGUAUUCACUAUCGCACAUUACAGAAAUACAUUCUGAUGUUCAAGUUGUGUAUUUAAGAUAUUUAUUCUAUAUACAGCAGGAAUUGUAAAUAGAUUUUAUUUUGUCAGUGAAUCACUCAUUGUUAAAGUUUAAUUGUAUGUUUAAUUUAUGUGAAAUUAGAAAAAUGCCUCUUUUUUUUAAAAAACUAUAAUAAGUAUUUGCAUUCAGUGUUGAAGUCGAAAAAAUGAAUCGUUAAAAACAUUCGUUUUAUGUUUUCUAACUGUUUUAAGUAUGCAGCUUUGUUGUUUUUAAAUUACAAAUCGGCGCAUAAUUUUGUACAUUGUGAUGGCAGAAAUUUAUUAAAUUUCUUAUGCUGAAUACCUUACAAUUUUUUCUAAGCCACUAAUUUUCCUAAGACUAUAUUCGCUAAAGAUUUUAAAAAAAUUGAGCUAGCUUUAUUUUUUACAAUAAGUAUUUUGUCUUGAAUAUAUCUUGCACUUGUUGAAUAGAGCAAUUAUAAUUGUGCCAUUUAAUUAAAAUUGAAUCGAUUUUAAUGUGCAUGAAAUGUAAAAAAAUGUUUGUUCAUUGUAAAUGCUCAUUUUAAAUAGAAAGAAGGAAUCAUUGUAUUUAUGAUGCAUUUGUAAAUUCAUCACAUUGUAUAUUGUUAGAAAGUUGGGUUUUUAUUGUAAAGCAAUAUUUCAUUGUUGUUACAAUCUUUAUAGAAAAUUUUUAUAUUAAUAUAUAUGUACUUCUGUACUCUUUAUGAUUCAAUUGUUAGUAGGCAUGCUGUUAAACUGUUUUUAAUUUUGAACAAAAUUAUUUUUUAUAUACUUUUAUGUAUUAAAACUGUAUAUAUUUUUCAUAAGUGUUUUAAAGUGUUUGAAACUGCUUUAAAAAUUAAUAUAGAUUUUAUAAUCAAGGUUUUUACAAAUUGAAUAACUUAAAGACAUAUAACAGGGUUAUUAUGAUCUCAAAUUAACUUUUGAUUUAAGUACUUCAUUUGUAAAGAUUUAAACUAUAUUAAUUUGAAAAAAAAUUCUUUAGAAUAUUUUUAUUUCAGUAUUAUUAGUGCUUCGUAAUUUAAAAAAAAAAAUCCAUAGAUUAUUUUAUUAUUGUACCUUUUUGAAUUAUUGAAGUAAUUCAAUUAUUAUUUCAUAAUUGAGAAACCUUACAAGCCCAAUCCAAAAUAAAUUAGUUAAUUUUUUUGAUUGUUAUCCAAUGCUUUUAUAAUGUUUUCAAAAUAUUUUUUAUAAGUGUUUAAAAAUUAAUAUUUUUUUUUUACAAAUGGAACAUUUACGAAAUCUAAAAUGGCAGGAUUAUUUUGUUCAGUAUUGUUAGUCUUUGUUUAUUACAUCAAACAAAAAAAAGUUGCUUAAAGAAUUUUUUUUUACUGAUAAUUUUACCUUUUCAGAAAUAUCUUAAUUUAUUCACGGGCUUGUUUUUUUUUAAUUCUUAUCCAAUAAUUUUCAUAAUUUUAUCUGAUGAUUUUUCAUUAGCAUAAAAAUUAAUUUAAAUAUUAUAAUCAACAUUUUUACAAAUUGAAUCAGUUGAAAUAUUAUAAUAACAGGAUUAUUAUGAUCUCAAACUUUGAUUCAUUUGUAAAGAUACGAACUAUAUUAAAUAAAAAUGAUGAAUCAUUAGAAUAUUUUUAUUUUAGUAUUAUUGGUAUUUGUUGAAUAUAUACUAAAAUAAAAAAAAAAAUCAAUGUUUUUAAUUGUUAUUGAAUAAUUGUUGUCAAUUUAAUGUUAAAUGUUAAAUUAUUUAAAUUGCUUAUAGCAUUCUAUUUAGAAGUCUAUAUAUUAUCCCAAUAUUACUAUUUUCUAUAAACAAUAUACACACUGAAUGAAUAUGCAAGUUUGAAAAAUAAAACAUUUAAUGUUUUAAAUGUAAUUUUACUAAACUUGCAGCAAAACUUUUAAAGUGCACUUUUACAAACUUAUUUUGCAUUUAGUGGAGAGUAAUGUUUGGAGAAAUAUUUACAUCAUCAGUGUUCAAUUACUAUUUUAUUUUUCAUAAUACAUUUGUUAGGAGUUAACUUUAAAAAUGUUCUCAAUUUAUGGACAAAUAGAACAAUCUUUCAUAUUUGUGACGUAGCAUUGCCUUGGCAAUUGUCAAUUCCAGAACAAACUUGUUAAAAUUUCGUAAUUUUUAUUUUUGAUAAGGUUUUAAAUGUUUGUGAACAAUUUUAUUUAAUUUUACAAUUUAAUGGGAACAAUUUAUUACUUAACAUCUGUAGUGAUAAUUUUUUAUGAAUGUACAGAUCAUAACAAAUAUGUUUUACAUUUUUGUAUUGUAGUAUUUGUUCAAUAAAUUUUUGCAAUACAGAAAAAA